AUGAACGAUAUUAUGUCGUCUACUUGUCUGUUGCUUUUUUGUGUUGUUCUCAGUGCCUCUUGUGGAAGCUACUCAUACUAUGAAGGCUUUGCUUACAAAACCAAUGGUGGAACAACACCCAAUGCUACUAUAAAUAGUUGCGUUUGUUCCUGUUUAUUAACAAGUGGCUGUACAGCAUUAACGUAUUACAAUGACAGUGAUAUAUGUUCCCUUGUUUAUGAUAAAAUAAUAACUGGGGAUUAUGUUAUGGUAAAUAGCACAGCUACAUUGCUGCUCGUUUCUGCUAAUAUUUCUUACGCACCUUAG
Rotaria socialis is the source of this 306-nucleotide messenger RNA. The record is from the annotation of a GenBank genome assembly. Lineage: Eukaryota; Metazoa; Rotifera; Eurotatoria; Philodinida; Philodinidae.